AUGCCUGUGAAAUGGCCCGCUCUUCGAUCAUUAGCGCAAAAUCGUACAGGCUUUCAGCUGGAUGACGCAGCACGUGCACUGGCCCUGACAUCAAGGACUGUCAACAGUUUUAGUGAGCAGGCACUCGGCAAGCUUCCGGGAAUCGUCGGCAAUGCAGCUUUGGAAGUGGCGAAGAUCGGCAACUCACUUGUUCUUAAUGCCCAAGGCCGAAAAGCACCGGAGCAGCCCAAGAAUGCUGGUUUCAGAAACUAUGCGGAAGCGGCAGUUGUAUCCGGUGCACUUUCUACAGCCGAAGCGGCCAACGACGUAUUUACAGCGUUGGGCUUGCAAGUGCGGAUUCUCCACCCAAACUUGCCCAACUCGCAGGCUCGUGUCAAAAUUUCACGGCAUGAUCCAAUAGGUGCCGCAGACAGCAACACAGCGCAAAGCCGUGUGACACCACGUCAGUUCGUACAAUUCAUGCGGCAAGCUCGGCGUGAAGGCAGGGAAAGUGAGCAAGGAGAUCAGGUCGAGAUAUACAUACAAGAAAUGUCCAAUGCUGGGCGACUACAGAUGAUUCCGUUGUUGUCUUACAGCUUUCAGCACAAGCUGUACGUGGAUAUUGCUCGCCUCUUGGUCUUUGCAUUUCAGAGGUGUCUGAUGACACUGAACGAAGCCUCGGUGUGGGGCCAUACCCUUCAAGUGACGUCCAAAGGUUAUCUGGCACGACAUCUUCCAACAUUGCAGUCCAGCAAAGUUGGCUCUGCUCAACUGGAAGCUGUUGUUGACAUGAUGCUGCAGACGCAACGCUUUCAUCUUCCCUGGCUCCCACGGUCAACGCAGCGACGCCUCUAUAUCAACUGCAUCAUGGUGGUGUUUCAGCUUGUUGAGGACCUUUUGGCCGGUGACGGUGAAGAAAUCCAUUUCAUGGGCCACAAGGUGAAGUUCGAGUUGGAAGCUCAGCCUCUCCAGUUGGUGAAGCAGAUGCUUAAGGAGCAACCUGUUAAGCACUGCCAGAUCGACGAGGCUGUGCUUGCAGAGCUCGUUGACGAGCUGCUGGCUGAUGAGGAGACCAACUUGGUCUGGAUGCCGGACGUCAUCGAGAGCCAAUUGUACCAGAAUGUGAUGAGGUUGCUGAUCCGAAUGACUGAACAUGUAGUUAGCGGGCUCAAGCUCAGCAUCUUGGGACGGAAGCUUGAAAUGUCAAUUCUGUCCACUAUGGACCUCAGGGCGCACGAGGAGUUUGUCCGAGACAAGAGAGCAGAAGCCACUGUCUACUACGAGGAGGAAGAUCCCUUUCUGACUGUCUCUGCGACUGAACUCGAGGAACGGCUGAAGGACUUGGACGAACAACGUCGAGUGCUGACGGCGCUCCAGGAGCUUGGCAGCGCUGACUUUGAUCUCACAGCCGAGGUGCCCAUGAUGAUGCAAGACGGUCCUGGCCUCUUUCAUUAG
Messenger RNA from Symbiodinium natans, 1434 nucleotides. The record is from the annotation of a GenBank genome assembly. NCBI's taxonomy places the organism in Eukaryota, Dinophyceae, Suessiales, Symbiodiniaceae.